AUGAUCGAUCAGGACCAGAUCUCAGAUGCAUCAACAGUAGUUGUCGUCGGCAUCGUUGGCUCCUGCCUAGCCUGCGGCACUAUGUGCGCCGUGCUGUGCUGCUUGAGCCGUCGGUUCUUCAGCCGAGGCGGAGAUCUAGAAGUGGAGGUUGGACACCCCGAUCCGAGCAAAGACGGAUUGUCUGAAGUGCAGGUUGAACCGAAGAUCGUCGAAGAAGACCUUGAAGCGGAGCUUGGUCAUCCGGGUGCGUUCAGCGACGACGAUUCUGAAGCGGAGAUCGGGCGUCCAGGUCUGGAUGAGACCGGGGACCAAGUUACCCAGAAUGGUCUGCGUAAGAGCAUGGAUUUUUGGUUCGUCCCCGUGAGCGAGAUCAUGCGCAUGCCGGUCGACGCUCCAAUCCCGCGCCAUCAGACGUGCCGUGACAUGGGAUUGUUGGUCAAGCGGAGGAUCGACAUCGACGACGUCUUGUCUGGAAACCUUCGCGUUGACACAGCGGCCGUGUCACAUCGUUGGCCAGUGCCAGAGCAUUUCGAUCCGCAGUGCACCAAGUUGAGUAAAUUGCAAGAGGUCUUGCCACGUACACCUUCCAUUAAGUGGCUGUGGAUUGACUGGAUCUGUGCUCCUCAAUGGCACGACGGUGGGCGCACCGAUGAGGAGGAGGUUGAAUUCAAGAUGAUUUUAAAACACAUUCUUCCAUUCAUCUUCCUCGGGUGCAAAGUGAUCGUCUUGUACGAGCGAAUCUACAACCAACGGUUCUGGCCAAAUGUGGAGUGUUGGAUUGCCACCAAAAUGGCGACACCUCACGGGCUCGUUCCGGCUAGCGACGAUCGUCUCCGAGUGCUAGUCCACGGCAUACAUUCGGCUGGCGGGCACGAUAAAGCCAACCUUGCACAGGUACUAGAGUAUUGGCACAGGGCCACUGCGCAAGAAGCAAUCACGAUUCUCUCGCACGACGAUAUCCUUGUCACCAACGCGAAAGACAAGGAAGUCAAUCUCAAGGUGGUUGCGUCUUUGGACGAGCAGAUCCGGUGCCAUCACAGCUCGUUACACGUCGUUCAGUCCAUACGGCAGUUUGUCCCUCUCUGA
Molecule: messenger RNA, 1086 nt
Organism: Prorocentrum cordatum
Lineage: Eukaryota; Dinophyceae; Prorocentrales; Prorocentraceae
Source: the annotation of a GenBank genome assembly